AUGGUACUUAGACUUGGAACGCUCAGUUUUGGAUCACUGACUGGCCGCAGCAUGGAAAUCGCAGAAAUGCUCGAGCGUAGAAGGAUUGACAUCUGCUGCCUUCGGGAGACUCAAUGGAAAUCGAAUGGUGUCUGUCAUAUCAACUCAGACAAUGAAAUAUAUAAAACGGCCAAAAAUGGUGUUGGAAUUUUUGUCAGAGAACCGCUAGCCCAAGAAGUACUGGAUAUUAAAAGGAUUAAUUGCCAAUUUUCAAAACUUGGCAUAGAAAAGCAAACAAUGAUUAUUUUUUCUGCAUACGCACCACAGACAGGCGAAUCAGAAGAGAUGAAAAACGACUUCUGGACUGCAUUCUCUGAAACCAUCUCAACAAUACCAAAAUCUGAAACAAUCCUGAUUGGAGGCGAUUUCAACGGCCACGUUAGAGAGAAAACUGAUGGUUUUGACAACGUACAUAGUAGUUUUGGCUAUGGAGAACGGAAUGAAGAUGGCAACCGCAUCCUUGAGUUUGCUGAAAUUAUACCUGGCGAAUCAUGUGUCGCCCAACAUAGACUUCUUGUGGCAGACCUGGUUGUCGAACUGUUAAAACACAAGUCUAAACAAAUGCUUUGGAGAAUCAAAACGAGAUAUAUUUGUCAGCGGCUUUUCAAUUUCUUCUUGCGAAAGAAGCUUUUUAAAAUCGAAGCCAAUUAG
Helobdella robusta is the source of this 690-nucleotide messenger RNA. RefSeq lists its product as hypothetical. NCBI's taxonomy places the organism in Eukaryota, Metazoa, Annelida, Clitellata, Rhynchobdellida, Glossiphoniidae. The transcript is spliced from 4 exons. Gene Ontology annotation, biological process: chromatin remodeling. Gene Ontology annotation, cellular component: nucleus. The record is from RefSeq and is a predicted model, not a curated record. Bases 1 to 690 code for a protein of 229 amino acids.